Messenger RNA from Gallus gallus (chicken), 19216 nucleotides. It is a transcript of the gene FLNB, whose product is annotated as filamin B. The transcript has 48 exons. Gene Ontology annotation, molecular function: actin filament binding. The coding region runs from base 9683 to 17641 and encodes 2652 amino acids. The record is from RefSeq and is a predicted model, not a curated record. Gene Ontology annotation, biological process: actin cytoskeleton organization. NCBI's taxonomy places the organism in Eukaryota, Metazoa, Chordata, Aves, Galliformes, Phasianidae.
GGCGUGCGGGAUCGGCUGUGCUGGGCGGCGGCGGCAGCGAACGGAGCGGCGGAACCGGAGCUCCCCGGUAGGUGCGGGGCGGGCAGCGGGGAUCCCCCGGGACGGGGCCGCUCGUGGGGCUCGGGGGUCGCGCUGCGGUUCGGUGGGAGAAUCCAUCGCAGGCAGCGAGGGGGGACGAGCGGCGUUACGCGGCGCUUUGGAGGAAGGGGAGCUGGAUGGGGACUUCAAUCUUUUCCUCGUGUGGCGAGCAGCAGUUUACCGGGGAGCGGGGAAGGCGCGGGAUGUUUGGGCGCAGUUUCUGAACAAUGGAAGAGCUCCGUAUGAAUGGAAGGUGACUUUUGGGGCUGACAUCGCACCGUCGGGCCGCGCUGUGCGGGGCUGUGCUGCGGUCGUUGGUUCAUUGAAUGGAGGCAGUGCCGCUGGCUCGGGGACACGGGGCUGCAGGUUGGACCCCAUUUGUUCUGUAGUAGAAAAGCAGUGAUGUCUCGCCGAAGGUUUUUGCUUAAACAUUCACUGUAUCAUUUGCACUGUAAAAGGCAGUAACUGUAUAGAAUUGUAGAACCGUUUGAGUUGGAAGAGACCCUUACAGGCCAUCUGGUCCCACUGCCCCGUGAUGAGCAGAGACACCUCCAGCUCCGUCAGGUGCUCAGAGCCCGUCCCAGUAGCGGGUCCUGGCAUUCAGAGCUCAGGGCUGAAUCGGGAUGGUUAUUUCCACUGAAGAGACAGGAGCUGCCCUUGGCCCAAGGAAUGCAAGUAGCUCUGCACCCCAGCGGAAUUAAACCAGCGUAUCGUUCCCCUCACCCCACAGCAAACAACCUCACGCUGUUGGUUUGGUGCCUGAAGCUGAGCGGAGGGCUGCUCUGCGGUAGGUUCUGUGCGGGGUGUGUGGGACUGCAGUCACCACAGUUUGGGCAGAAGAGCUCUGGCUGCCCUUGGCUGCCAGAUCCCAAAGCCCACGUUGUGUUCCUGGCCAGAAGUGAGGCUCCGACUUAUGGCAGUGCAGAGCCCUGCUCCCCCCGUUUGAUUUAUUCUGCUGCAUCACGGGGAACGAGUCAGCAUUGCUCCAGGAGUGAUGAGCUCCUCCAAAAGCCAACGUGCUGGGAGAAAGAGAACAGUGAUUUGUAUUAUCUUCCUACUCACAGCCGCAGGAAUGCACCCACAGCAGAGGCACCACAUCCUCCUGCCUGAGGGCAAAGACACCAAAACCCAGUGGGGAUGUGGGGUUGGGAUGGGGUGGGGAGAGGAUGCUGAGUGAGCUGGGAAAAGCCAUCGCAGCUUGACAGAGUGACUCAGGGACCUGAGGGCAGGGGCUGGGGGAGUGUGUGGUCUGGGUGGCAUUAUCUGGUCCCAGAGCUCAGCCUCUCGGGGCAGCCAAGCAGGGAUGCGGGUUGGAGUGCUGGGUGCUGGGUGUGGGAUGGGAGCGCUGGGUGCAUUGGCUUCACCAUGCGGCCACCGGGCUCGAGGCCAUCCCACAGCAGUGGGGUUCACCCUGCAGACAUCCCCAUCUGCCCCCCAUUGUUUCUAAGCCAGGAGAAAGUUCUGCUGUGUGUUUGUAGGCACUUUGUCCAAGGGGAGCAGAGUCUGGCCAGGGUUUGCUCAUCAGGGACUUCACAUUGCUCCCAUUCAGGAGGAUAAUAAAACUCCCCCUGAUGGUUUCCAUUUCCCUAUGGCUCUCAAUGAGCACUGGAAUGUGCCCUGAGUGUGGGGGACUGUGGGGCAGAAAGCUCUGCUGCAUCCUGUUUUUGCAGAGGGCUUUUCCUCUUAGCACUUGUAGUGAAAACAAACACGUGGGAGAACAAUGGGAUUUUUUUUUUCUCUUUUCCUCUACACUUUAAGCACAACAGAAAGGCCUAUUAAUAUUAAAUAAAGCGUCGUAACAAAAAGAAAAAAGGGGAUACCUACAGCCUUUGAGAGCUCCACGUGCUGCGGUCUGCCUCCGCUUCAUAGCAACGCCAAAUUUGAAGACCCUUUCAGAACUGGACCCAACCUUAUUGCUGUUCCCAUUGUGAAAAGCUGGAGGCUGAAGCGAUAACGCUCAGAACAAAGAGCACUUAGCAUAAGCAUUGAGUGUGUGCUAAAUAAACCGUGCUCGGCCUUCCCACUGCGUUGCUGGUGACAGCUCGCACGGCUGUGCCCUGCCCCGUAACACAGCACACAUCCCAUGGCCGUGGCUGGGAAAAGCGCCGCUGUCACCGAGCCCAGCUGCUGUCAGCAGCACGUGGUGGGAAUAUGGAUCUGGAAACAAACAGAUCAUUAGAGGGUGAGUUAAGGUUUUCUGAUUUAAUUCUAAACAUGCUGAGUGAGGGACCCAGAGAUGUGCGGUUCCAGGAGAGUGGCACCAUGAGGCCUUUCUCCUCCAAGGAACACCGGAAUUUACACGGGACGCAGCAGUGUGUGGGGUGACAAAGACAGUUCCAAUGGAAAACGUGAAGUUCCAUUUCUUCUGGAGGGCUGGGAAGACCGUUUGACGAGAAGUAACACUGCACUGAUGCAAGCUGUGCAUUAUUUCCUUCCUGGGAAUCACCCAUCAAUCCACAACGUCGUUAAAAAGUACUACCAUUUUCCAAUGGGGAAAUGGCACGGGGAGCAGCGAUGGGGCCGAGUUCUGCCUGCACUUGGCCUGUCCUGGCUGUAGCAGGGCUGGAACAGAAUGCACUGCCCACAGGGCUGGCAGUGGGGCCGGGGCGUGGGAGGAGGGCUGGGUGUGAGAUGCUGCACCCACGUGCUGCAGUGAAGCUCGUGCAGCCAGGCCUGUACCUCUGGAGGGUUUCUGCACUGCCUUCUCCCCCUACAUCCACGGAGAUGGAUGCAGGAAGGAUGCCCUGCGCUGCCCCAGCUCUGCAGGGACAGCUGUGAGGCAGUGUGUCCCUGUGUAUUUUGGCACGGCGGAGCCUUGUGCUCCCAGGGAAAAGGUCUUUUGGUCUGUCUCCCCUUCCCACAGCAGCUACCGUCCUGGCCCCGUGGCCAUGGGAUGGUGGUCUGGCCUGCUCGGCUGUGCUGAAGGGGAGCGGGGCAGGGUCUGGUGACAGCAGCACAUCGCCCACGGGGACAUGGAAGCCUUCAAGGGCCACUCCAGGAAAGCAGGAAGCCCCAGGGGAGGAGCAGGAGGGGUCCGAAGCUGGGCAGCUCCAUCACCCCACCAGGUCCAGGCGCUCACCCUUCCCUGCGCAUCACGGCCCCGCUGGGCUGUGGCCCCGUGUUCGGCCUCCGGCGCAGACAGCGAUGGUAUCGCAUUCACUUCUCAUUUCGGCGUGGGCACGGUGCCCAUGCAGUUACAGCACAGCUGACUCUGAUUUUCGUAUAGUUCAUUGUUUACUUAUGACUUACUAUAAAGUUGAGCUCGUCUUAUUUAUGAGCAGCCAUGAAGAGAUGGGAUUUCAUCCACUGGGUGAUGACUCAUUCAUUGGGUUGGACUCUCUAGCUCCUAAUACGUGACAUAUUUUGGACUAUUGGAUGAACAGGAUUUCUCUAUGAGCCCAAAUUAAAUGAGGUGAAUGGAAAUAAUUAGUUGUUUGUUUUUAAGACCGUGUUGUCGCGGGGUCUGUGCUGGGUCGGCUCCCUGCUUGUCCCCCCGUAAAUGUGUUUGGGGUCAGUGCUGGGGCUGCCGGCCCCGUUCCUGCUGCACGGGGGAGGCCUGAGCAGCACAGCAGCAUUUGGUACUUUCUAUGAGCUUUAAUGACCGCGGCAUUACUUGUGCUGCUGCAAACAAUUUGAGAAGCUAAUUUGUAAAAUUGCUCAUAAAAAUCUCAUGUUCUUUCUGUAAUCAUAAAGCUCCUCUGCUAGAAAAAAAAAGAGCUACAAAUCUCCUGAAACAGCCGCUCGGUGGGAGAGCUGCUCUGCCCUGGCUGUGCUUUGCCUCCCGUGGCCGCAGUGCUGCCAGGGAACGUCGCGGGCAGGGCUCACACGGACACAGGUAUCGCUCCCAGCCGUGGCCCUAUGACAUGUGGCGGCCUUUGGUUGGGAUUUACACCCCGAGCCCCACUCUCAGGAUGCUCCCCAGCCCGGCGCGCUGGCGGAUUGCCGCGAGGCAGUGGCAGGGCGUGUGGGGGACUCGCCAUGACAUAACCGCAUUCCUGCGGCAUUAGGAGAUAUUCCCAGGCGCAGCAGGGGCAGCACAUCCCCUUCCCUGCCUCCCGCCGAGCCGCUGCCUUUCUCAAGGCAUGGGGAGAGCAGCCCAGCUCGCCGCCUGCCUUGGGCUGGGAGCUGCGGUGUGCGGGAUUUCCACCAAAGCGAGCUGCGCGCAAGUUCCGCCGGGGCUUGCUUGUCCCGUGCUGCAAGGAGCAGCCAUAGGGAGCUUUGGUGUGAGCCCCGCGAUGGCCCGGGGUGCCCGCAGGCAUCCCUGGCCCCGGGCACAGUGGCAGUAGAUGGCAGCAUUGCAGAAUAUUUCACUGGGGGUUUCGGACUCCUGGGGCACAGGGCAGGGUGCUCAUCCUUUCCUUCCCACCCGCAGCCCCACUGCCAAGAUGCCACGCUGGGGCAUGGGGCCGUGUGCCUUUGUUCUCCUAGGAUGGCAGCUGAGUGUGCUUUGUGCUGCUUUGCACUCCUGGGGCUGGCAUGCACCCAGGAGGCAAGCAUUGGAGGUGCCUGGUGCCCACAGCACACCCAUGUGCUGGUUGGUGCCUCAGAGAGGGCGGUGGUGGGGCCCCGGGAGCUCUGCUCCUCAUGGGCUCACUGGGGGCACGGCUGGGCCUCCUCUGUGCUGCUGCAAGCCAUGUGAGGCUGAAGUCACCCACCCAAAACUGCCGGCUCUGCCCUUCCCUUUUCUCUUUCCGUUGCAGCAAUGAGGCAUUCAGGACGAGGCUGUGGGGACCACUCUCCAAUAAGGGCCUCAGGCCAUGCCCCAACCCCCUUACACUUCAUUCUUGCUGCCUCCAGGUUAGCAGGACCACAAGGGUGAUUUCCCCUCCACCAGCUGCUCUGCUGGGGUUUUAGCCAGCAGGGAGCAAGAGAACACAUGGUUUAUUAAGCAAACGUUCCUUGCUGGGAGCGCUGUGCCAGAUGUCUGCCGAGCAGGGCCGUGCCCAUUACCCAGUAAGGCUGAAUUGCCCUUUGAGAUGCACAGGAGUUUGAUUGAAAGGGAUCUAUUUGUAUGAUUUGGUCCCUUUCAAUCCAACAGCAUGUGAUCGGGCUCGUUGUCGCCAUCAUCUCCCCUUUCAGCUCUGCAGGCACACGGAGCAGGAGGCACAGCUGCUGCCUCCACCAGCAGCACCGCCCUGAUGCUGCUGUCUCCCAAGAGCUUGCAUUGUUCUAAGCUGGUGCCCUUGGAGUUGCGUUGCAAAGGCCAAGCAGUCCCAUUAUCCCCAUUUUACAGCAGGGACAUGAAAGUCACAGGCUUUGCCCUACAACUAUCCUCCUAUCACAGGGUGCUGCGGGGCAGAGCUGAGCCACAGGACACCACUGUGACGCUGACAUUAACAUUAACAUGGAUGAUUACAUGAUCUUAGCGGUCUCUUCCAACCUUAAUGAUUCAAUGAUUAAUAUUGGCUGUUAGCAGCAAUCACGUGGAGGGGGUGCUGGCUUGAGGUCAGCCACUGCAAUACUGUGUUUUUAAAGGUUUGCUCCCUUUUGAGCCGAGCAAUGCCCCCAGAUACGUGGCCUCCCAUACACAGAGCCAUUAGUGCAGGAAGUCAAACACGCUAAUUGCUGGGCUGGAUGGAGCCCAGGUGCCAGCACCUCAUGGCUGAGCAGCAGAACAAUGCGCUGCCAUUGUGUCCCCGUACUCCAGCAGAGCCUUAUCGGCCCUCCGAGGGGCUCAUAAAGCAGCUUGCACAGCAGCCUGCGGCCUUCAGGCUUCUUGUUUCUGUCUCAGAAUAGGUUUUGUGAGAAAUAUUUAAAAAUAAAAAAAAAAAAGAAGAGUGAUGUCAGCCUUUUGCAGAAAGCAAAACCAUGUAAAGUAUUCUUUGGUUUGAUUAUUCACCGUCAGGAGAGCAGCACAGGGAUCACGGAAUGACCCCCUGCUUUCAGCUGCCUAUAGCUCAACAAUAUUACUUACGCUACACAGAAGGGCUUUGGAUCGCUUAGGAAUGUGUUCCCCUGGAAAGCAUUCCUCCCUGUGCUUCACCCGGCUGUGAAUGGCCAAAGGCAGCACUCAUCACGGACUAGAGCAGCCACAGGCAUGGGUCGAUGGUUGGACAAGGUGGUCUUAGUGGUCUUUCCAGCCUUAAUGAUUCUACGAUUCAUCUCUAUCCCAGGUUAAAGCAACCUGUGGAGCUGGCAGGGGUGAGAUGUAUUCUGAUCUCACACCGUCCUUCUUAGGAGCUCCGACUCCUGGAGGAAAAGCACAAGGAGAGCUCAAACUCCAAAAAACAUCCAUACUAUCUCAGCAAGAGAGCUGGGGUUAAUCUGAAUGCAAAUAGGAGUAGCAGGUAAAGCAGGAGGUAACCACAGCGCCUGCAGCAAUCUGAUACGGGCAGGAAGCCACGAUUAGAUGCACACUGGAGCAUUGUGCUUCUUGUAUCAGCUCUGGCUUCACAGCUCGUGAAAUCAGAUCCUGAGCUGUUUUAAAAACAAGUUACUAUUUGAAAUCAUUUGUUGACUUGUCGAGGGCUGCUGAGCCGAGAGGGCUGCGCUGUGCUCCGGGUCCUGGAGGGGUCCCCGGGGGCUGAAGUGGGGCACCGCAGAGGUUCUGCCAAGAGAGGGAUGCCCACCCACGGCUCAGGGAGCACAUUUCUCACUUAAAACCACAUUCGCAGAGUGGAAGUAAAUGAAACACUCUCUUCCUCAGAUGUCGGUUCCCCCUCUGCUCCUUAUGCACCCAGAAAAAGGGAUGGGCUUGGCAGCACUGCCAUAGGAACCAGCAGCGAGCAGGUCUGGGGUAAGAGAUGAGGUGAAUUCCCAAAUGAGACACACUCCCAGGGAACGUCCAUGCCAGACGGGUCCCAGUGUGGUUGCCUCCCUGAUCUCAGCUGCCGUGGGACAGGAAAAAGCAGGAGCAGACUUGCUGUGGGGCCACUUCCAGCCCGUGUCAGAAACGGCCUUAAAUCCCAGCUGUGAGGCUCCCCGGGAUGCAGCGCUGUGAGUUCUGGCACAGCCCCGCGUCUGCCAGAUGGAUGGCUGCUCCUGGCACCAUUUCCAGCUUCUGGAUACAUACAUAAUGCAGCGAGACCUCUACAUACAGAAGAAAAAUCAUGUUCUUCCAGGCACGGGCAGAUGAAAAAGUGCCCCACACACAGCUGCUACUGCAAGCAACCGCCGCCUAAGUAGGAAAAUGAUGGAUUUCCAGGGCAAAGUCCUGCAUUUCUCAGCAUAUUUCUAGAGAUUUCUCUCUGACAGACAUCCCUCUGCCCCAUUUGGGUUGGACCGUCACUGCAUGCUCCCACACUGCUGUCUUCACAAUCCCGGAUAAAAAAAGGGAGGAGGAAAAUAAAAGCUGGAAAACCUCAGAACAAGUCGUAUCAGAUGUCCUACCAAUAUUUGUAUAACGCAGAACUUUGCUGCUGAAUAAGGAAAUGCAGCCCAUGACGCAACCCGUUGAAUUCAUGCUUUGACUUGAACGACGUGCCUCAGCUUCGCUCCGCUUGAUAGGGCUCGUGGUAAGGAAAGGAGAGGCCUAAUGACUGCUUCAUCAAUAGAGAAGUAACACUUCUAUUGUCUUCUGAAACUCAGCAAAUAGCGCAUGGGGAGGAGGAAAGGAACGGUGUGCUUGGGAAGCUUGGGGCGGGAGGUCAGAGCCCCGGUGGCGGCGGGGUGAUGCCACACGCAGUGCCUUGGCCACACUGGGGCUGUGGGGUUGUGCAGCCUCAGGAGGUGUUAAUUCUGCCCCUUGUCCUCCUAGCAACAAAAUAAGCUGUUGCUGAGUAAGGCGUAGAGCAGGGACGUGCCCAGUGCCCCAGAUGGAGGACAUCUCAUGGGGCGGCCCAGUUCAGAGGAGGCAGCAGCACACUGUCACAAGGCCAGGAUGUGCUCGGUUGCUGGGGAGCAGACCCCGUUAGUCACCGUCAUGCUCUGUGUCAGCACAGCCAUGCAACCACUCCCACACCCUUCUGCUUUUGCAAGGGAGGCGCAGAAAGUCCCGUCCUGCAUGCACAGCCAGCAGUCAGAGCUGCUGCACCCACUGCCAGCGUGCUCCAACAGCACAGGGGGGUCCCACGGCACACCUGCAGGGCACUGAAACUGGGGAUGGGUAAUGAGCGCUGAGGUUUGAUGUCCAUGAAGGGUUAUCACUGAUUCUCCGAGGGCAGCAGCAGCCCCAUGAGGGCUGGCCAGCUUUUACGGACCUCUCAAGCUUAACUGAUGCUGUUGUGAAUUCACAUUGCCUGCUGCCGUGCUCUCUUUUGGGACAGUCUGCAAUGUCUUUUUGCAAAACACAAGACACAAAAAGUGCCAUCGCGACUCCUUCUGUGUGUCAGUGCUGCAUCUGCAGAAUAUCCUGAGCGGCCCCCUGGCAGAACAGUGGAUACAGGGCAGUGGAGGAGCUCUGCUGUUGAACAAAUAGGGUCUUUUAAAGCCUAUUCUUGCAGCAAAUUAUCUUAAAGAGGGAGGAAAAUAUUUUUAAAGCACUGCUGCUUUCCUGAAACCGCUGACGGAGAGCUGAACAAUCCAUGACAGUGUUCUUCCUUCCUUAUAUCUGCAUCUAAUGAGCAAAGGAAGAGCCGGGAUGGAAAGUUCCUUGUCAGACGGGGCAAGAAAAAAGCAUUCAUUGCAGUGUGUGGUGUUGAAAUAAUCUCCCCCCUCUCUGCACACGUCCACGCAAUCACACAGACAUUUAUCUGUACAAAUGCACAUUCUGCAGGGCAUUUAUUAGUUCAUUUGUAGUAAUACACGGUGCUGGGAUGGUACUCCAGCGAGGACAGAUCCAUGGGGUAGCUUGUUUUCACUUCUCUGGCUGCUGAUAAAACUUGAAACAUGUUCACUUAUGCUAAAAUGUUUAAUUUCAAACUAAAGCUGGUUUCCAGGCCAGAUGUGACCCCCGGAACAGCCUGACCUGGCCUCUCCCAUGGGCUGCAGAGGACCCAGCUUGCAGCGAGGCCUGGGCAUGGCGUCAUUAGAGUGCAUUGCUGGGUGCUGGAGGGGGAAGGAACUAAAAUUAAAGUGUUACAAGCAAUCUGUUAGUCCGGAUGUGGAGUGGUUGCUAAUAGUCCCAGCCCAGGCCAAAGUCAAUAUGCAAUUAGCAUCUAUCAAGAGACGAAGUGGAGAACAGCCCUUGCAGGAGGCUCACCCACCGCUCCCAGCCUGCACCAGCUGGGUUGGACCAGCACUGUGGUGCCACGAGAUGGGCCUCGGUGCAUUACAUCUGAUCUCUGGUUCUGAGAUGUUCGUAGAGCAGGAGGCAGCGACGGGAGCACACGUCUGCCUCCCACUUCACCCAGCCUCCAUCUGCACUCCUUCCCUACGUGUCACGGACAGAUCUAUCGAAUAGAGCUUAGAGUCUGCACAGCGAGACCACAGUGCCGCGGGGUAAUAGGGACAUUCGAUCAGGACUCUCGGGUAGAAUCACUGGAAACGCGUCUCCUGAUUUUAGAGGAGGGCGGCUACGGUCGUUUAAUUAAAUUAGAUUUACUGAUUGCACGUUAAUGGGUUUGCUCCUCCGGCAGGCUCCCAUCCCUCGGCGUGUGAGCGGCGACACGCGGACACCGCGCCCGGAGCCGGCGGAGCUGUGCCAGGAGCAGCCGCGGCGGGCGGCGCGCGGCCGGGCGGGACCGGGGGCGGAGCGGCGGCGGCGGGGGCGGAGCGGGGCAGCGCCAUGAGCACGCAGGCGCGGGGCCAGGGCGGGCGCAGAGCGGCCGAUCCCGACGGCGAGAUGCCGGCCACCGAGAAGGACCUGGCGGAGGACGCGCCCUGGAAGCGGAUCCAGCAGAACACCUUCACCCGUUGGUGCAAUGAGCACCUGCGCUGCGUCAACAAGCGCAUCGGCAACCUGCAGCACGACCUGAGCGACGGGCUGCGGCUGAUCGCGCUGCUCGAGGUGCUCAGCCAGAAGCGCAUGUACCGCAAGUACCACCAGCGGCCCACCUUCCGCCAGAUGCAGCUGGAGAACGUCUCCGUCGCCCUCGAGUUCCUGGAGCGGGAGAGCAUCAAGCUGGUCUCCAUCGAUAGCAAAGCCAUAGUUGAUGGAAACUUGAAGUUGAUCCUUGGUCUGAUAUGGACCCUUAUCCUCCACUACUCGAUUUCCAUGCCUGUGUGGGAGGAUGAAGGUGACGAUGAUGCAAAGAAGCAGACUCCCAAGCAAAGGCUGCUGGGCUGGAUUCAGAACAAGAUCCCUUACCUGCCCAUCACAAACUUCAAUCAAAACUGGCAGGAUGGCAAAGCACUCGGGGCUCUCGUUGACAGCUGUGCUCCAGGCCUGUGCCCUGACUGGGAGACCUGGGACCCAAGCAAGCCUGUUGACAACGCUCGCGAGGCCAUGCAGCAGGCAGAUGACUGGUUGGGUGUGCCGCAGGUUAUUACUCCUGAGGAAAUUAUCCACCCUGAUGUGGAUGAACACUCUGUAAUGACUUACCUGUCACAGUUCCCUAAAGCCAAGCUGAAGCCAGGAGCUCCUUUAAAACCCAAACUGAAUCCAAAGAAAGCAAGAGCUUAUGGCAGAGGAAUUGAGCCUCAUGGGAACAUGGUGAAGCAGCCUGCCAUCUUCACGGUAGACACCAUCAGUGCUGGGCAGGGAGACCUGAUGGUCUUUGUAGAGGAUCCAGAAGGAAACAGGGAAGAGGCGAAGAUAAUGCCAUCCAGUGACAAAAACAAGACCUAUUCUGUUCAGUAUGUGCCAAAGGUUACUGGACCUCACAAGGUUUCGGUUCUAUUUGCUGGACAACACAUCUCAAAGAGCCCUUUUGAAGUGAACGUUGACAAAGCCCAGGGAGAUGCAAGCAAAGUAACAGCAAAGGGACCAGGACUGGAGGCAACAGGAAACAUUGCCAACAAGCCUACCUACUUUGACCUGUACACAGCAGGUGCUGGCGUGGGUGACGUGAUCGUGGAAGUGGAAGAUCCUCAGGGAAGAUGCCUUGCUGAAGUUGCAGUAGAAGACAAAGGCAACCAAGUCUAUCGUUGUGUCUACAAACCUGUCCAAGCCGGUCCUCACGUUGUCAAAGUGACUUUUGCGGGGGAGGCAAUUCCCAAAACUCCUUGCAGUGUUCUCAUUGGAGAGGCCUGCAAUCCGAAUGCUUGUCGUGCCACCGGUAGAGGCCUGCAGCCCAAAGGCGUCCGCAUCAGAGAAACAGCCGACUUCAAGGUUGAUACGAGAGCAGCAGGCAGUGGAGACCUUGGGGUGACUAUCAAAGGACCAAAGGGCUUGGAGGAGCUUGUGAAACAGAAAGGCUUUAUGGAUGGUGUAUAUGCGUUUGAAUAUUAUCCAGCUACCCCAGGGAAAUACGUUGUCACGAUUACGUGGGGGGGACACAACAUCCCAAAAAGCCCCUUCGAAGUGCACAUAGGUCAUGAAGCAGGCCCUCAGAAAGUACGAGCCUGGGGGCCAGGACUGCACGAAGGGAUUGUGGGCAGGUCGGCUGACUUCGUGGUGGAGUCCAUUGGCACAGAAGUUGGUUCUCUUGGCUUUGCGAUAGAAGGUCCUUCUCAGGCUAAAAUAGAAUGUGAUGACAAGAACGAUGGCUCAUGCGAUGUGAAGUAUUGGCCCAAAGAGCCUGGUGAAUACGCUGUGCACAUCAUGUGUGAUGAUGAAGACAUCAAGGACAGCCCUUACAUGGCCUUCAUCCGACCAGCAUCGGGAGACUUCAACCCGGAUAAGGUGAGGGCUUACGGUCCAGGCUUGGAGAGAAGCGGCUGCAUAGUGAACAAUCCUGCUGAGUUCACAGUUGAAACCAAGGAUGCUGGGAAAGCACCUCUGAAGAUAUAUGCACAGGAUGGAGAAGGAAACCCUAUUGAUAUCCAGAUGAAGAGCAAGCCUGAUGGUGUGUUUGCCUGUUCCUAUGUGCCAGUUAAACCAAUCAAACAUACCAUUUCUAUAGUCUGGGGAGGAGCCAACGUGCCCAGUAGCCCAUUUAGGGUCCUGAUAGGUCAGGGGAGCCAUCCUCAGAAAGUGAAGGUGUUUGGGCCUGGCGUGGAGAGAACUGGCCUGAAAGCGAGCGAGCCAACUCACUUCACUGUUGACUGCACAGAUGCUGGAGAAGGUGAUGUCAGCGUUGGAAUUAAAUGUGAUGCUCGUGUGGUCAGCGAUGAGGAGGAAGACAUAGAUUUUGACAUUAUCCACAAUGCUAACGAUACGUUCACAGUGAAGUAUGCACCACCUGCUGCCGGGCGCUACACUAUUAAAGUGCUUUUUGCAGGAGAGGAAAUUCCUGCCAGUCCUUUCAGAGUUAAAGUGGACCCCUCUCAUGAUGCCAGCAAAGUGAAAGCCGAAGGACCUGGGCUGAGCAAAACUGGUGUGGAAAAUGGCAAGCCAACACACUUCACUGUGUUCACCAAGGGAGCUGGGAAGGCGCCGCUGGAUGUGCAGUUCAGCAGUCCUGUGCCAGGAGAGGUGGUAACAGAUGUGGACAUCAUUGACAACUACGACUAUUCCCACACUGUCCGGUACACUCCAAUACAGCAGGGACCGAUGAAGGUUUUGGUAACGUACGGUGGAGAUCCUAUCCCUAAAAGCCCUUUCACUGUGGGAGUUGCUGCUCCGCUAGACUUGAGCAAAGUUAAAGUCAAUGGGCUUGAAAACAGAGUGGAAGUAGGGAAGGAUCAGGAAUUUGUAAUUGACACCAGAGGAGCUGGUGGACAAGGUAAACUGGAUGUUAAUAUUUCCAGUCCUAUGAGGAAAGCUGUGCCAUGUCUGGUGGAGCCAGUUCUGGGUAAGGAGUGCAGUACAGCAAAAUACAUCCCAAGGGAGGAAGGAUUGUACGUGGUGGAUGUGAGCUACGAUGGCAAUCCAAUCCCAGGCAGCCCCUAUACUGUGGAGGCCACUCUGCCUCCUGAUCCCUCCAAGGUAAAAGCUCACGGGCCAGGUCUUCGAGGAGGCCUGGUUGGAAAACCAGCUCAAUUCACAAUAGAUACCAAAGGGGCAGGAACUGGAGGUUUGGGUUUGACGGUGGAGGGCCCAUGUGAAGCUAAGAUUGAAUGCUCGGACAACGGUGAUGGAACCUGCUCUGUAUCCUAUCUGCCUACCAAGCCUGGAGAGUACUUCGUAAACAUCCUCUUUGAAGAGGUUCACAUUCCUGGUUCACCAUUCAAAGCAGACAUAGAAAUGCCAUUUGACGUCUCUAAAGUCAUUGCCACAGGACCAGGUCUUGAACGUGGCAAAGUAGGUGAGGCAGGGCUGCUGAAUGUUGACUGUACGGAAGCGGGUCCUGGUAACCUGCGGGUAGACAUGGUGUCGGAUACUGGUUCCAAAGCUGAGAUCCAGAUUGAUGAUAACAAGGAUGGGACCUAUGUUGUGACAUAUGUGCCGCUCUCGGCUGGCAUGUACACAAUCAAGAUGAAAUACGGAGGAGAGCAAGUGCCUAAAUUCCCUGCCCGGGUCAAAGUGGAGCCAGCUGUGGACACAAGCAGAGUUAAAGUGUUUGGGCCAGGAGUGGAAGGGAAAGAUGUCUUCCGAGAAGCUACAACAGAGUUCACUGUGGAUGCCCGACCUCUAACGAAAGCUGGUGGUGACCACAUCAGGACACAGAUCACAAGCCCGUCCGGCUCCCCCACAGACUGUCAGAUCCAGGACAAUGCUGAUGGGACAUAUGCAGUGGAGUACACACCAUUUGAAAAGGGUCCGCACACAGUCAAUGUAACAUAUGAUGGCGUGCCUGUGCCAAACAGUCCCUUCAGAGUGAAUGUGACGGAGGGCUGCCAUCCAUCACGUGUGAAGGCACAAGGACCUGGACUCAAAGAAGCUUUCACAAAUCAGCCAAAUGCCUUUUCGGUUGUCACCAGAGGGGCAGGAAUUGGUGGCCUUGGAAUAACUGUUGAGGGACCUUCAGAGUCUAAAAUCAGCUGUAAAGACAACAAGGAUGGGAGCUGCAGUGCUGAGUACGUUCCUUAUGUUCCAGGAGACUACGAUGUCAAUAUUACAUAUGGGGGAGAGCAUAUUCCUGGCAGCCCUUUCAAGGUUCCUGUGAAGGAUGUUGUGGAUCCCAGCAAGGUGAAGAUUGCAGGACCAGGCCUGGGAACAGCUGUUCGAGCCAAAGUCCCGCAGUCCUUUACUGUGGACACCAGCAAGGCAGGAGUGGCACCCCUGGAGGUGGUGGUGGCAGGACCCAGAGUGGAUGAGACGGAUUCCCAGGGAUGGCGCUCUCCAUUGAAAAACAGUUCGGAUUUUCCUAAGGGUGAUCCAAAGGGUGACACUGCAACAGGAAUUGUGGAGCCUGUUAAUGUAGUAGACAAUGGAGAUGGCACCCACACAGUGGUGUACACCCCUACACAGGAGGGACCAUACAUGAUCUCUGUCAAAUAUGCAGACGAAGAGAUUCCUCGCAGUCCCUUCAAGGUGAAGGUGCUUCCUACAUAUGAUGCCAGUAAAGUGACAGCGAGUGGACCAGGACUCAGUUCCUAUGGCAUACCAGCCAGCCUGCCUGUGGAGUUUGCUGUGGAUGCCAAAGAUGCCGGGCAGGGACUUCUCACUGUGCAGAUAACUGACCAAGAGGGCAAGCCCAAGAGAGUGGACAUUCACGACAACAAGGAUGGCACAUACACAGUGACCUAUGUCCCUGACAAAACGGGCCGCUAUACAAUUGGUGUGAAGUACGGUGGGGAUGACAUCCCAUCCUCUCCCUACCGAAUCCGGGCAUCUCCAGCGGGGGAUGCCAGCAAGUGUUUGGCCACAGGUCCUGGAAUUGCGCCCACGGUGAGGACUGGUGAGGAGGUUGGUUUUGUGGUAGACGCCAAAUCAGCAGGGAAGGGAAAAGUGACGUGCACUGUCCUGACGCCAGAUGGGACAGAAGCUGAGGCAGAUGUUGUUGAAAACGAGGACGGGACUUACGAUAUCUUCUACACUGCUGCCAAGCCAGGAACCUACGUGAUUUACGUCCGCUUCGGUGGGGUGGACAUUCCCAACAGCCCUUUCACUGUGAUGGCUGUAGAUGCAGAUGAUGCUGCUGUGCGGUCGCAGGAGACAGUGGCUGCGUCCCCCCCUGGAUUCCGCCCUUGGGUCACAGAAGAGGCUUACGUACCGGUUGGCGACAUGAACGGCAUGGGAUUCCGUCCCUUCGAUAUGGUUAUCCCCUUUGCUGUAAGGAAAGGAGAAAUAACAGGUGAAGUACACAUGCCCUCUGGAAAGACUGAUACACCAGACAUUGUGGAUAACAAGGAUGGCACUGUAACAGUGAGAUAUGCUCCUACAGAAGUGGGCCUGCAUGAGAUGCACAUAAAAUACAUGGGAAAUCACAUCCCGGAGAGCCCUCUACAGUUCUAUGUGAAUUAUCCAAACAGCGGCAGUGUGUCUGCUUAUGGGCCUGGCCUCAUUUAUGGGGUUGCCAAUAAACCAGCAACCUUUACCAUUGUCACAGAAGAUGCAGAGGAAGGUGGACUGGACUUGGCUAUUGAAGGACCUUCCAAAGCAGAGAUCAGCUGCAUCGAUAACAAAGACGGCACAUGCACAGUCACCUACCUGCCUACUCUACCUGGGAACUACAGCAUACUGGUCAAGUACAACGACAAGCACAUCCCAGGCAGUCCAUUCACAGCCAAGAUUACAGAUGAUAACAGAAGACGGUCCCAAGUUAAGCUUGGAUCUGCUGCUGAGUUUUUGUUGGAUAUCAACGAGACUGAUCUCAGUCUCCUGACAGCUAGCAUUAAGGCCCCAUCAGGUCGUGAUGAGCCUUGUCUUCUGAAGAGGCUGCCCAACAACCACAUUGGUAUCUCAUUCAUUCCACGGGAAGUAGGAGAACAUCUGGUUAGCAUCAAGAAAAAUGGGAACCACGUACCAAACAGCCCUGUGACAAUCAUGGUGGUCCAGUCUGAGAUAGGAGAUGCCAGACGAGCAAGAGUUUAUGGACGUGGUUUGGUAGAAGGGCGAACCUUUGAAAUGUGUGACUUCAUUGUAGACACAAGAGAUGCAGGUUAUGGUGGGAUCUCACUGGCAGUUGAAGGACCCAGCAAGGUAGAUAUCCAAACUGAAGACCUAGAAGAUGGAACUUGCAAAGUAUCUUAUUUUCCAACUGUACCUGGCGUGUACAUUGUGUCCACUAAAUUUGCAGAUGAACAUAUUCCAGGCAGCCCAUUUACUGUGAAGAUAAGUGGUGAGGGAAGAGUUAAGGAGAGCAUCACACGAACAAGACGGGCUCCCUCUGUUGCAACAGUUGGAAGCAUAUGUGAUCUAAACCUAAAAAUCCCAGAAAUUGACUGUGGGGACAUGACGGCCCAGGUAACUAGUCCCUCUGGAAGAAACUCUGAUGCAGAAAUAGUAGAAGUUGACAAAAACACCUACUGUGUCCGCUUUGUGCCGCAAGAAAUGGGGGUCCACACGGUGGAUGUCAAAUACAGAGGGCAGCCCGUGCCAGGCAGCCCCUUCCAGUUCACCGUGGGGCCGCUCGGCGAGGGAGGAGCCCAUAAAGUGAGAGCUGGAGGCCCAGGGCUGGAGCGUGGAGAGACGGGUGUCCCAGCUGAGUUCAGCAUAUGGACACGGGAGGCUGGAGCUGGAGGACUGUCCAUUGCUGUAGAAGGUCCAAGUAAAGCAGAAAUUGCCUUUGAAGACCAUAAAGAUGGAUCUUGUGGUGUAUCUUACAUAGUUCAAGAGCCAGGCAACUAUGAGGUGUCCAUAAAGUUCAAUGAUGAGCACAUUCCUGAAAGCCCCUACCUGGUUCCCAUCAUCGCCCCGUCUGAUGAUGCUCGCAGGCUGACUGUCACUAGCCUUCAGGAGUCUGGAUUAAAAGUUAAUCAGCCGGCAUCCUUUGCUAUAAGGCUGAACGGGGCAAAGGGCAAGAUUGAUGCUAAAGUCCACAGCCCCUCCGGAGCUGUAGAAGAGUGCCAUGUGUCUGAGCUGGAGCCAGACAAAUACGCCGUUCGGUUUAUCCCCCACGAAAAUGGCAUCCACUCCAUCGAUGUGAAGUUCAACGGGAGCCACGUGGUGGGCAGCCCCUUCAAGGUGCGUGUUGGUGAGCCCGGCCAGGCGGGCAACCCCACGCUCGUCACGGCGUAUGGACCAGGCCUGGAGAGCGGCACCACGGGGUUGCAGUCGGAGUUUUUCAUUAACACGACCAAGGCUGGUCCAGGUACCCUCUCUGUUACAAUUGAAGGGCCAUCAAAGGUGAAAAUGGACUGCCAGGAAACUCCAGAAGGUUACAAAGUCAUGUACACACCCAUGGCUCCAGGAAACUAUUUAAUUGGAGUUAAAUAUGGUGGACCUAACCACAUAGUGGGCAGCCCCUUCAAGGCAAAGGUUACAGGACAGCGACUGGUCACCCUGGGCAGCGCAAACGAAACCUCUUCCAUCAUGGUAGAGUCGGUGACAAGGUCGUCGACCGAAACGUGCUAUAGCGCCAUUCCCAAAUCCACCUCAGAUGCCAGCAAAGUGGUUUCCCGGGGAGCGGGACUCUCAAAGGCUUUUGUGGGUCAGAAAAGCUCCUUCUCUGUGGACUGCAGCAAAGCAGGUUCAAAUAUGCUGUUAGUCGGCGUCCACGGACCCACAAUCCCGUGUGAAGAGGUAUCCAUCAAGCAUCUGGGCAACCACCAGUACAACGUGACGUAUGUGGUGAAGGAGAGGGGCGACUACGUCCUGGCGGUGAAGUGGGGGGAUGAGCACAUCCCUGGGAGCCCCUUCCAUGUCACGGUUCCCUAAAGCCACCCCGCGUCCGUCGGUCUGUACGUUCACAGCUCGGCCGUAGAGUUUCACUGGGUGCAGUCCUGUUGCAAAUUGCAGUAUCUAGAUACCCACGGCACACAUUUCAGUACACUCAGAAGUAACUUCUGUAACGUUUUUACAAGCAUUUCACUUCUGUCCUACUUAGCAACAUAACACGAAUCUAUUUAAUGUCCUCCUCAAAUCGUACCUUUGCAGUGCUGUCCCGGUCACUGCUGAUGUUUGGAGAAUCAUGGAUAACUAGACACUAAUUUCCCUUGUGGAUGUUAAAGACUUUAGCUGUUAAUUGAAAACUGGAAUUUGUCUUUGUAAUUGGGUAUCUUAACUACUGAUUUUAUUUGACUGGAGACUUUACAUUUUAGUUAUGGAAUAUGACUUGGGCUGUCCCCAGUUCAAAUUCUUUUCUGUAAAGAAAUGAGAUGAAACUGGUACUAUGAUAGGUGCCUUUGUAUACUUGAUCCAUUUUAACGCUUAACAUUAUAGAAGGCUACUAAAAGUGGCUGCACCACUCCAAUUUGAAACAUUUUGGAAAAUGCUUUGCUAAUGGUUUACAUUUAGGAAAAGUCUUAUCUCUUGCAGCAGACCAAAAGCAGACUGAAAAUUGCUUCCUGGGCGCUUUCAGCCUUUAUGUUAACGCGCGGUAAAUCCGUACCGGUAGCUUUUUGGCCACGAUGCUAGCAAUGUGUUUUUUAGUUAGCUCGGGAUUCUGGAGAAAUUCCCCAAGCUUUGUUUUACAGGUAACUCCCAACUUCUUAAGAACAUCCCCAGGUUGGCUGGGUUCAGUAGAGCCCUUAGCUUGCCUUGUCAGUCCUGUUCUCAUCCGAGCAGCCCGCAGUCCACGCAGGUUGGAGCAUGGCAGCGUAUGGCAUACUGGAGGCUGCUGGCUGUUGAGUGAGGUGAUGCAAAGGCAGCCUGGGGAUGGAACCAUGUUGUACUCGGGUAUUGGGGGGGGAGGGUGGGUGUGUAAAUCUGCUGGUAGCAGCAAAAUGAACCAACAAACCUUGCUUGCUGCAAGCCAUUUUAUUCUGUCUCAGUCCGAGGACGUGCCCAAGUCAUGCUCAUCUUCUCUGAAAUUCUCUGCCGUGCUGUGGAGGGAAUUCCUGCCUGGGCUCAAGGAGUGAAAACUUCCGUUGUGAUUCGUGUGUUUGUCCUGGGUGACUCAAUACUGCUUUCCAAGUGCGUAUCUGAAUCGCUGUCAGCUGCUGGGGCUUUAGUACAGCUCUCCACGUGAGCUUUAACUCUGCAAUUAGGAGAAGGUAGGAUUUGUUGAGAACCUGUUGAAACGUCACUGUCUGUCCCUAUGGAGAAGUUCAUGCUUACAGUCCGUAGUUACGUUGGAUGCACUACCCUCGAGCACAGUUGAUUGGGGAAAUAAAGGAAGGUUGGGUUUUUUUACCGUGCUUUUUUUGUGCCUUAAUGUGAAACGCUCACUAUGUUGUAAACUAGGAAGUGAAAACAAAAUAAACUGGAAUAAAAUGCAGGAUUGUAAAAUUGUAUCUUAUAACUUAUUAAAUAGAAAUGUUUGCUUCAUUAAAAUGUGCAUGUUAAAAACAA